This is a messenger RNA of Fundulus heteroclitus (mummichog), 4491 nucleotides long. RefSeq names its product ankyrin repeat and LEM domain containing 2 (gene ankle2). Gene Ontology annotation, biological process: negative regulation of phosphorylation. Lineage: Eukaryota; Metazoa; Chordata; Actinopteri; Cyprinodontiformes; Fundulidae. Gene Ontology annotation, cellular component: endoplasmic reticulum. Gene Ontology annotation, molecular function: protein phosphatase 2A binding. The coding region runs from base 126 to 3017 and encodes 963 amino acids. The record is from RefSeq and is a predicted model, not a curated record. The transcript has 13 exons.
UGUGUUCAGGCAGUACGUUGGACGAAAGCGGGUCCUAAUGCUCAGCAUUUUGAAAGCGUCGCGGUGAGAAGAGACACCUAGCAUCUGCAGCCGGGUAGAGAGGAGGGGGAGGAGGGAGCUGAAGCAUGGAGGCGGUUCUGAGUAGGCUGAGGGGGCUGAGUGCUGCCGAGCUGUCUGAGGAGUUUGCCAGAGCAGACCUAAAGUGCGGCCCCAUCACCUCUACCACCCGAGGCACCUAUGAGAGGAAGCUGGCCCGUGUCCUGGCCGGACAAGAGGGAGCCGCCGCUGAAACAGACGGCAGCUGUUCAUCGCAGCUCACAGAUGGCGCCGCCGGUUCCUCCAAAUCUGCGGCAGGUCCCACCUCGGCCGUUUCGCUUGAGACCGCGGCAGCCGGCAGCGGCAGCUCCUCCCAGAAAAACGGCGACGAUCUGAGCUUUGGCUACGGAGUGGGUCUGAACCCUCCAGAGGAAGAGGAGAUCCCAGGAAAGUCGGGCUUUAACAGCUCGGCUGACUGCGGCAACUCUCAGUUCAAAAGCGAAACCCCUUCCAAGCCAGCACAAGUAUCUCCAACCUUUUAUUACGGAGUCUGCCCCCCGUGGGAGGACGUCCUGGCCCGAAAUGAGGGAGCGCAUGUCUACACGGACAAGAAAGACGCACUUCAGGCCGUGAAGACCAUGAAGGGUUCCCGCUUCAAAGCCUUCUCCAACCGCGAAGACGCAGAGAGGUUUUCUAAGGGAGGCUGUGACUAUUGCCCGUCUCCAAGCGUGUCCACCCCCUGCAUCUCUCCCAUCAAGCCCGGACCGGCCGUCGGGAAAGCGGAGAACCCGGAGGUCGACACCAUCAACAGGGAGCGGGCCAACAGUUUCAAGAGCCCGCGCAGUCAGGACCUGACAGCCAAGCUGCGCAAAGCUGUGGAGAAGGGGGACGAGGCGGGCUUCGGCGAGCUCGUCUGGAGCAACCCGCGCUAUCUCAUCGGCUCGGGGGAUAAUCCCACCGUUGUCCAGGAGGGUUGCCGGUACAACGUCAUGCAUGUGGCAGCCAAGGAGAACCAGGCAGGGAUCGCUCAGCUGCUACUGGACACCUUGGAGAACCCCGAGUUCAUGCGCCUCAUGUACCCAGACGACCAGGAAGCCAUGCUGCAGAAACGAAUCCGCUACAUUGUAGAUCUUUACCUCAACACUCCAGAUAAGGCUGGCUUUGAAACGCCGCUCCACUUCGCCUGUAAGUUCGGCUGUCCGGAUGUGGUCAACGUCCUGUGCUCGCACCCCGACACCGACAAGAACUGCAGGAACAGGGAAGGCCUGAAGCCUUCGGAUCUUAUUUGUAGCAGAAAAAAUAAAACCACAGAAGUGAAACAGAGAAUAAGUGACUACUUGGAAGACCGCUGCUAUAUCCCUUUACUGAGGGCCACCGACAACACCUCUCAGCCCAUCAUCGGUGCUCGAUGGUCGCCAGAGUCCUCAGACAGCCUGACGCUGAUCCAGCGGCACACGAGAAGCCCCACGGACCCCUGGAUGACCGUCACAGCCUUCGCCGGCCCACUCAGCCCGUCUAAAGCGGAUGAUUUCCGGCGAAACUGGAAGACGCCACCGAGGGACCGGGCGGAGCUUUUCCACCACAUCCUUAAAUCCGACCCAGACAGAGGGGCGGAGAGAGUGGGCAGAGACCUGGCCCGUGAGAUGGGCCAUCCCUGGGCCGAGUAUUGGAGCUUCCUGGACUGCUUUGUGGAUCUGUCCUCCCACGAGGGGCUCCGUAAGCUGGAGGAGUACCUGAGCAAGAAGGAUUUCAGUCCCAGGAGCCACGACGGGGCCGGACCCAAUGAGACCAGCAACAGGUUCAAAACGCCCUCUCCAGGCAAGCCCAAAAAGUUCUGCAACUCCAUUUCCGUCGGCGCCUUCCUGGACGAGGGAGACGACAUCAGCCUGGAGGAGAUGAAGAACCGGCAAAACGCGGCGCUUUCCAGCAUCACCUCCUGCGUCGCCUCCAAGGACGCCUUGAAGGGCGCGGUCGGGGGGCGGGACUUCCACAUCCCGCUGCACCACCGCGGGGCGGACCUGAUCGAGAACGCCGCCGAGCAGGACCUCCUGUGCUGCUGCGCCGACGGCCUCCUGUCGCCCGGAGUGGCCUGCAAAAACGUGGUGUGCUCCUCCUCCUCCAGGGACAGGACUCACAACGGAGACAAGGUGUCCCCGCGCGGCUCCCCGUCCUCCUCCUGCAUGCUGUCGCCCAUCUCCAACCUGAUGGUGGAGUUUGAGCGCAUGUCGCUGCAGGAGCCGUCGGACAGUCCCCCGAGCUGCCGGGAGAGGAGGAGCGGCGGCAGGAACCGGCACAAGGACGGCCGCCACUCGUGCAGCUCCUUCUCGGCCUCGGACCUCAGCUCGGGGCUCCACCGCCUGUCGCUCCGCCAGGACGGCAGGGAGCGGGCGGAGCGGGCCAGCAGCAGCAGCAGCAGCAGCGGCAGCUCCGACGAAUACUUCACCGCCGAGGAGAGUCUGGAGUCGCUGGGGAGGACUAGGGGGUCGGCGCCAGGGGUGCGCAACUUCUGUGCAAGGUCCAAGUCGUGGGACCACGGAGGCCGGGACCUGAGCAGCUCCGGCUCCUCCGGCUCCUCCUACAAGUCUCUGGAUAACUCCCACGAGUUCUUACCCAGGACUCCUCCGCACAGUAGAAGAGGACUUUUCAUUGAGGGGGACUCGCCCACCAAACUGGACAGCGAGGUUCUGUCCGCGCUGCAGGACGCCGACGUUGACCCACAGAAGUAUCCCAGCGUCCAUAAGUGGAAGAGCACAAUGAAGUCGUACUCUCCGUCAGACAUGCAGAGCUGGCCGAGCCCUGCGGUGAAACCCCGACUCAGGACGCAGCAUCAGACCUGCAGCUCCCCCAACAGCGGCUUGAUGUCCCCCACCGGUCGCUUCAGCCCCGUCCGCCACGCUGCCUCGCCGGACUUCAGCCCCAGCCGGUACAGCCCUGCCAACGUCAGCUACAUCCAGCGCCUCCGCUUCAAGCACCUGAGUUAGCCGCUGUCCUAAACUGCCGUCUCCUCUGAGACCUUCUCCCCACUUCUACAGCCCCCCCCCCAGUUUCACCCAGGUAACAGCAGCAGAGCUCAGAAACCCCAAACCUGACAGAAAUAUGCACAAGUGUCUGGAAAGAUUUGUAUUGAUGAUGUAUGGUACUACUAUGUAACACAGGAAUUCUCAUCACAUUAGACUGUAAGAAAAAAAAAAGGGGGGGGGGAUCUGAUAUGUCUAUGUACUGUAUGGGUGUGGACUUUGUUGAAUUCAUGGGGGAAAAAAAGUGUUUGUGGCAACUGUGAAAACACCUCCAUCAUAGCCGGAGUCGACUUUUAUGGAAUAUUGUGAAGCCAAGCCACACGUCCCAAAGUUUCUCUGGUCACCAUGACAACGAAGAGGGAUCCUCAUCAGGAUCCUGUCACCCAACGAUGUUGUGGAAAAUACUAAAACAAGUAAAUUGUCAAUAUUUUCAAUAUUUUUUUUUCUUUUUUUUUUGUAUGUUGGUCAGUAGCACAAAAAAAAAAAAAUGUUUUUAUUAAUGGUGUUAAAACUGCCAUUUCCUGUGUUGUUCCUCAGUUCAGGAAUUGCCUUACUUUUCUGAAGUGAUGGACCCAUUCUGUCAGUUUUAGACACACUUUAGCUCAUACGUGGAAUGUAUGAGGCCACAAAAGGAAACGGAGAUCUUCCAUAUUUUAUGUUAAUCUGUAGUAUAUGUGCAUUUUUUUUUUUUUUUUUUUUCAUGUCUACCUGGUGGUUCCUGGAUGUCUUGACAUCGUCUUUAUCCCAUUGAGGGCAGCCUUAAACAGUGCCAUUUUUUUAUUUUUCCCCGUCUUCUUUCCUGUUCUGGUCACAAGCACGUCCUCCAGUGCAUAAACAGCAACAAGCACCCAUCAAGUUUAAUUUGGUUGGUCUUCUAAAACCUAGCCUGAGAUCCCCUUAAAACUCAACUGGGCUUUUCUUUUAAGCACUAGACGCCUCAGCCCAGACCUGUUAGGAUGAGCAGAAGCUGCCUUAUGCCUCCCAGCGUUGUGUUGCAUACCCUUCCCCUGUAUUUAUGUCCCGCCUAACGAUGCUAAUUGACUCCUCAGACUAAACGUGCUCGGCAGGAUCUUCACCAAGUCGCGUCCCAGGAGUCUUCCUCAGCCAUGAGGAAAAACCCAACAUGUCUCGACUUCCCAAAUUAACACCAAAUGUCCUGAAUGUAUUUUUCUAUCCUAACCUUCGUCUAAGAGCACAAACCCCACUUCACUCGGAAGAUUGUAUUGUCAUUCUCGUGCUCUUAGGCCUUGAGAUCAGAUUCGGGUCUCUGAAUGUCGAUGAAUGUGGAACUUUGCAAAAAUGCGUCAAAAGAUUUUAAACGUGCUUCUCGUGCUUUCAGCAUUCUGUACUUUAUUAAACUGAACUUUCAUGACGACUUUUCUGUAUGUACAGACCUGAUUUGCUUUUAUCUAAUCAAUAAAUCUUCACUCCCACCUUC